Messenger RNA from Hypoxylon fragiforme, 4179 nucleotides. RefSeq lists its product as uncharacterized. Gene Ontology annotation, molecular function: lipid binding. Bases 466 to 3522 code for a protein of 1018 amino acids. Gene Ontology annotation, cellular component: ERMES complex; endoplasmic reticulum. NCBI's taxonomy places the organism in Eukaryota, Fungi, Ascomycota, Sordariomycetes, Xylariales, Hypoxylaceae. Gene Ontology annotation, biological process: phospholipid transport. The record is from RefSeq and is a predicted model, not a curated record. The transcript has 2 exons.
GGCUCUUCCUAUUGAACUUGGAAGUCCACUGUGACGUUCGAUCCGUAAGUUACAUGUACUUGCCCGCCGUUAAGCUUAAGUCGUACAUGGGAAAUGUACAAGUACAUCUUCUUUAGCUUCGAUGUUCAGCCGACGCGCGAGUUACAUUAUAUGUAACAGUGAGCAUUACACCUUGAGCUCUCUUUUAAGCGUCAAUCCUUUUAUUUUUAUUCAUUCAUAUCUAACAUAUUUUAUUUUACCAUACCUACAUAGUAGAUUGUAGGUGACACCUAUUACUUAAGGAUCUAAUGCAUAAAACACCAUAAUCGCUUUUUAAUUUCAGACAGACCAAAAAGAGAUAAGAGAAAUAGCAAAUUAAAUAUCCAUGGUCUUCAACAUUCGCCCGCCGCAAAGGUUCGCAGAUCCGCAAGCUGCUGGUCGUUGUCGUUGUCGUUGUCGUUGUUAUUGCCGUUGUAAACCGAAGCUAUGGGUAUAAGCUGGACUGGCUUUCUCUUGACCUACCUGCUUGGUGGUGUCACUUUUAUCCCUCUUCUUAUCGUCGUCGUUUUGCUCCACGCACACUAUACCUUCCCCGUUCGCAACGAUGAAACGAGUAGUAAUAGCAGCAGCAAUGCUGACGACAAUAUUGUUCAACCUGGCGAUGAAAUAACCGCACUCCGAGAAGCUCAGAAGGAUGAUUCGAAACAGCGCCUUCUGGCCGAGUCCGACACAGCCGCCGGCUACUUCGCUGUAUGCCGUGAAUAUACCCCCAUGGGCAUCAAUGCCAAACCGAUCGAACGUUCUACCCCUGUCGGAUCGACCACCGUCGCUGCGCCGAGCCCCAGUGUAUACCAAACCAUGUACAGAAGUAUAUUCGAUAGGAAACCAGCUCCCAAUCCACUCGAUGAUAGUAAAGGCGUCAGCCAGCGACCUAAGAAAGCUGGGAACGUCUUCUACGUUGUAUUGAGACAUGGCCACCUCAUGUUAUUCGACGACGACGAGCAAAUCGAAGUUCGACAUGUCAUUUCUUUAGCACACCACGACAUCAGCAUAUAUUCUGGAUCAGAUCCUACACCCGAGGGCGAGUUGUUCAUUAAGCGAAAUGCGUUGCGUUUGAGCAGGAAGACAAAUAAGAAAAGCUUGGCUCCGGACACCCAGGUGUCGAAACCGUUCUAUCUGUUCUCCGAGAAUUGCUCCGCCAAGGAAGACUUCUAUUUCGCUCUACUCAGAAACCAAGAGCAGAACUUCACUGGUCAAAACCUAGCCCCCAAGCCUCAGCAGUUCGAUGUCAAGAACAUCAUAUCGCUAGUUCAGAAACUCCACUCUUCCGAGGACCACCUGCAGACGCGAUGGCUGAAUGCCUUCAUAGGAAGAAUGUUCCUCGGCAUAUAUAAGACUAAGGAUGCAGAAAACCUCAUCAGGGAAAAAAUCACAAAGAAGAUAUCUCGGGUCAAUCGGCCAUCGUUUCUCACUAGGUUAACUAUUCAGGGUAUCGACACCGGCAAUUCAGCACCCUACUUCAUGAACCCAAAACUCAAGGAAUUCAGCGUCGAAGGAGAAUGCGGUAUGGAGGCCGAUGUUAAAUAUACUGGCAAUUUCAGGCUUGAGGUCGCUGCUACAGCACGGAUCGACCUGGGAACUCGCUUCAAGGCUCGCGAAGUUAAUCUCGUUCUUGCUGUGGUUUUAAGGAAGCUCGAAGGACACAUUCUCUUCAAGAUCAAACCUCCUCCCAGCAACCGUUUAUGGUUCUCUUUCCAGUCCAUGCCUAAAAUGGAGACGACCAUCGAGCCCAUUGUGAGUUCAAGGCAAAUUACUUACACCGUCAUCCUUCGACAGAUCGAAAACAGGAUAAAGGAGGUGGUGGCCGAAACACUAGUAGCACCGUUUUGGGAUGAUAUCCCUUUCUUUAAUACUGAGCAUAAGCAAUGGCGCGGGGGUAUAUUCGAAGGGGAUGAUGCUGUUGAACGAUCACCGGACCACGAAACUAUUGCGGCACAACUUGGAGAGGUAGACGAGGUUAGCCAGAUCGAGGAGAAUGGCCUCGGUACGACAUCCGAGAUUCCCUCGUUGGAGAAGAGCCACAGUGUACCCGUUAUAGAUACCACUCAGGCAACGCAAACAGCUCAAACAAACCAGUCUCAAGGGUUUUGGAGUAGGAAACUGAACCCCAAGAAGAGUUUACAGAACAUUAUUGCCCAGACCGCGUCUGCGUCUGUAUCUACGACGACUCUCGAAGUAAAGAGUCCGCGAAGUUCAGCAUCUGAAGUAUUGCGUCCCCGAUCAGGGUCAAUCACGGCAUCAAGUCCUAUUGUUGGCACAGACCCUGUUCAUGCCGAUACCUUCAGACCAUCCUCGAGUCCUCCGGAUCGGGACGGUGCAAUUAAUAUUAUAGCGAGUCUCUCCGCCAGAUCUAAGAGCAACUCGCCAGCGCAUACACCUCUUGUUUCACCUUCAGGGGCGUCUUCACUUGCGCAAACGACCAAUGCUUCUACAAGCUCGUCAUCUGAGGCUAUUCCCGAAGCACGUGACGAAAUCACCCCUACAACAAAGGAGAGACGGCAAACUACUUCCUCAACAGCAAGUAACGAAAGCGAUGUUGCACAUCCGCCGUCGCCUGCACCGUCUAGCAAGGCUUCCAUAAAGAGCGGUACUGGCUCAAUUGGAAGGACCUUCUUCUCGCGCAAGGAAAGUAUUUCUUCAAUAGCACCAUCUACUAAUUCGACUGGAGGGACGUCCGAAACAAACGGGCGCAAAACCUUAGCCGCCAUGUCUAAUGCUGCCGCAACAGCAAAACGCUGGGGCUUGAACGCGAUACAGCGGACGGACCGGACUGGUGUUAAUGGCCGGAAAAUGUCUGACCCUCCAAUAGACUUGAACCAACCUAUGGGACGAGGACAGCCGUUACCGCCGCCAGGGACCCCCCUUCCUGGACCCGGGAAGAAAGCAGCACCAAUGCCAAUUGCAUUGAAACGCAAGGUCGACCCGCCCCCGACAAUGUCACGUCAGAGCACAGGAAACCUAAGCGAAACGACGAAAUCAGAAAGGCGGCCAGUACCUCCACCGCCCCUACCGUCGAGACGCAGAAGAUCACAGAUACACAGCCUUGACAAUGUCGAGGGUAGCAACAACGAUGAUAACGUCUUUGUUGUUGCGGCCCCGGUAAUGGAUACGUCGGAACCGAAUAGCCCAGCAUUCCUAAACAUGGAGAUUGAAGAUGAACAAUCAGAGGCCUCACCUGCAUACAUCCAACCUUGGGUCGAAGACGCAGAGGAACUCGAUGGAGAGCCGAAUGAGAGUUUAGGAUUAAGAGAUGAGGAUGAGGAUUCAAUUGAAUUGAAAACGGGUGCGGGUUCGAGUGCGAACAAAAGAACCCCCCCGGAUUUGCCUCCUAGGGUAAAUUCAAUGGAGCAACAGGAGACAAAGUUGGCAGAAGAGUACGAAGAGGAAGACGGAUACUCGAACUGGAUUGACGGUUCGGGAUUCACGCCACCUGCCGUGGACGGUGCUGGCAAUGGUACUCCUACUGCUACUGCUGUGAAUUGAAGGGUGGAAACAGAAGCAGAAGGCAGUUGCAUUCAUUCAAAUGGACUAAUCUGUCAUAUGAGCGAACGGGUUCCUAUUCAACAAGCUACUCGCAGUCUUCCAUUGAACGGACAUACGUAUAGCUACAGCUAUUACAUGGAAAUAGAUGGCUAAAGAGAGCUUGACUAAUUAGGCACGCACCGCUUGGUCGGCGUGCAACAUUUCUACAUACCAGGGGCGAAGGACCCCUUUGCCUCAACGAGGCGAAUUGUAGGAAUAGGAGGAGACAUACACAAGGAACAUGCAUUCGGGACUAGGUAAUAUCGCUGUCUCGGGUAAGCAGGGUACGGAGUUUUUAGGCGCGGAACGCUCCACUGGCACAUACAUAUAUAUACCAUACCAUACCUAUUCGUUCUCGGUAUGAGUACACUCCAUACCUGCACACUCAAUAGGUCGGUGUUGGGGUCUGUUUCGGUUUCGGUUUGGUCUGGGAGAGGUAGGGGGUUAGGUUAGGGUAGGUUAGGUUAGGUUCUUGGGAAUCUAGACAGGUAAUGCUGGAUUACAUGUAGAUCACCGCUACCUAGUAACUUAUAACUUACAUAUAUAUAUCUAUACACACUACUCAAGGGCACCUACCUAGUAGUUUAGGGGGGAAGGUAGGUAGGUAGGUAGGUAGGU